GCUCGGUCUUUCUGCACCAGCUGGGGAAGCACUCUCUGCUUGCCUGUUAGCUUCCCUCACUCACUCGCUCGCUCCCUACCUCCCUCGCUUCUCUCUCGUGCGCGCUCUCUCUCUCUCGCUCUCUCUCUCUCUCUCUCUCUCUCUCUCUCUCCUCCGCCACGCUGCUGCCAAUAGCCCCCUGUCCACAGCACCCAUUCAGGGACGAUGCAGCCUCUCUCUCUCCUCCCCGGCAGUGUCCAGCACACCGCCACAGCCCAGCUGCUCCGCUUGUGUCAAUGAGAUUUUUUUCUUUUCUUCUCUCUCUCUCUCUCUCUCUCCCUCUCUCUCUCUCUCUGUGCUGCGUCUCCGUGUUCUCGCAUGUUUGUGGGAUUCAGCAGAUCGGCGGACGGAGAGCGCACUGAGUGACAGCGUGUGACUAAAGCAGAGGGGGACUGAAUCAGCUUCGCUGUGCGUCCCAACUCAUCCACCCCUCCCAUCCACCCCAGCCCAGCUUCAACUCACAAGCACGCCCACCAGGGUCUGGCAGGGAGUCAGGCGGGCAGACAGACAGACACUCAGACAGUCAGUCAGUCAGUCAGUCAGUCAGACAGACAGGCAGACAGACAGACAGAAGAACAGGCACGCAGGCUGCUGGAGCAGUGGACAGACGACAUGGAGGCGCGGGAAAUCAGCUGGUCAUUCUUUCACAGGUGCAGGAGCAUGGGCGGCAUGAUCAAUGUCAGCGUGCUCGUCACACUUCUGCUUGGAGUGUGUGCCCAGGCUCUGGAGAUGUCGGUGGGAAAGAUCCACACCCUCGAGGUGGUGAACGGCAGCUCGGCUCUCAUGCCCUGCACCUACGCCAGCUGCAUCGGCAUUAAGAACCUCUACUUCAACUGGACCUAUAACAGGACCGAGACUCUGUGUGAGGGGGUGGUUCCCAUGGAGGGGAUAGAACCGCACGUGUCCGUGUGGAACGAGCGAGUGGACUUCGUGGGCUCCAGCAGGACCAAUAACGUCUCAAUCAUCCUGAGGAACAUCACCUUUGAUGACCAGGGCGACUACAUCUGCUAUGGCAAAAACCCAAAGGAGAAGAACCGCAACCACAGCGCCAUCUUGACCCUCAUUGUUGUCGAUCAACUGAGAGAGGUGGACAACACCCUCACCACCAUCAUCACGUCGGUGGUGGGAGGAGUCAUCGGACUGCUCAUCCUAAUCAUGAUCCUCAAAUCUGUCAUCCUCCUCGUUCUCCGCAAGGUUGCAGAGAAAAACAAAGAGUGCCUUGUGAGUUCAGGAAAUGACAACACAGAGAAUGGCCUCUCCGGAUCCAAAGCAGACAACAAAGCGACCCCGAAGGCGUGAAGGCGUGCGUCUGUGUGUGUGUCUGUGUGUGUGUGUGUACAUAUCCCUGCAUACAGUAUAUGUAUACAUGCAAAUAUAUACAUAUAAAUACAUGGUGGAAAAGAAGAUGACGAUGUGUAUAGACAGAGAUUAUCAUAAUGGACUGCUUUAUUCUCUUGACCCUUAAUGGGGAACUUUAAUACA
Molecule: messenger RNA, 1521 nt
Organism: Clupea harengus (Atlantic herring)
Lineage: Eukaryota; Metazoa; Chordata; Actinopteri; Clupeiformes; Clupeidae
Gene: scn4ba
Product: sodium channel, voltage-gated, type IV, beta a
Biological process (GO): regulation of ventricular cardiac muscle cell membrane repolarization; regulation of sodium ion transmembrane transporter activity; cardiac muscle cell action potential involved in contraction
Cellular component (GO): plasma membrane; voltage-gated sodium channel complex
Molecular function (GO): transmembrane transporter binding; sodium channel regulator activity
Source: RefSeq, a predicted model, not a curated record